Messenger RNA from Ooceraea biroi (clonal raider ant), 2092 nucleotides. RefSeq lists its product as uncharacterized. Gene Ontology annotation, molecular function: catalytic activity. The record is from RefSeq and is a predicted model, not a curated record. Lineage: Eukaryota; Metazoa; Arthropoda; Insecta; Hymenoptera; Formicidae.
AUGCCUGACGCUAUGGUUCACCUGCAGGGUUAUCAGUUGUUCAGGAGGGAUCAUGUUGGCAAGAUUGGUGGAGGGGUCGCCAUCUUCUUGGAAUCAUCUCUGCAUGCCAAAGUGCUAAAAUGUUCUGAUGAGGUGUACAAUAGUAGGCCCGAGUACUUGAUUGCUGAGAUUUCGGUGGCUGAUGCGUCUAGGCUGCUUCUCGCUGUUGUGUAUAGGCCUCCGCAUUGUGGAUAUUUAGGGGAGUUUUUUGAAGCGUUUUCCGACCUUAGUUUACAAUACAAACAUGCAAUUAUUUUCGGAGACUUCAAUGCUGAUCUUAACGCCUCGACGUAUGACUCUAGACAGAUAUUCGAUUUUGCAGAGUGCUAUAAUCUAUAUCUGGUCCUGUACAACAAUACUCAUCAUACCAGGGAAUCUGCAAGGAGGUUGGAUUUAUGCUUGGUGGAUGAUGGUGGGAAGGUGGUCCAUUUCGGACAGCAUGAUAUCAGCUGGCUGUCCGCGCAUGACCUCAUUCACAUCAAGUACCAAAUAAGGAUCGAGCGACAGCGGCGUAGGAAGAUUUAUGUCAGAGAUUUUAGAAGCUUGGACACGGCGAGACUCCUGAGGGAUUUGGAUUCGAUUGACUGGAGCGAGAUGUUUGAGACCGACAACAUUGACACGAAAGUUGAAAUUUUUAACAAAUUAACAUUGGCUACCUUUGAUCGGCAUGCACCAGAGAGACUGAUAGAAGUGCGUGGUCUGCCUGCGCCGUGGAUGAGUAGUGAGUUGAAGAGGAGAAUGCUGAGAGAGACAGAGCCAGAAGAAGAUGGAGGAAAUGCAGAAGAUCAGAGAGAGGUUUGGAGCGGGCUAAGACAUCUUGGUCUCGUCAAAGCAAGACCGGUGGAUCGUUCUCUUGAUUUCACUCUGGAGGAAUUAAAUAAUUACUUUGUGAGAGACGCUGGUUUCGACUCAGAUAGGAUUUAUUUGGGUGAACCUGAAUAUGGUGAUGAGAAAUUCUAUUUUAGGCAUGUGGGGCUGGAGGAAGUGUCAGCAGCAGUGUUGAGAAACAAGUCUCCUGCAACUGGUGUUGAUGGUCUCUCUGGUAGGCUAGUGAGGAUUGCCUUACCUAGUGUCUUGCCGGUCUUGUCGCAUAUCUUCAACUGGUCUUUAAUGUGUGGUACCUUUCCCAGUGUAUGGAAGGCUGCAUUGGUUGUACCCCUACCAAAAACUAAGUCGCCUUCCUUGCUUCAGCAUUUCAGGCCAAUUUCCAUACUAUGUAAUGUGUCUAAGGCUCCUGAGCGUCUGGUUGCUGAUCAGAUUAUCAAGUAUCUGGAUUCUAAGAAUCUGUUUGAUAUUCAUCAGUUGGCUUAUCGGAAGGGGCAUUCGACUCAGACUGCGCUGAUUAGAGUACUGGAUGACAUUAGGUGUGCUGUCGAUCGUCGUCAGAUUACUGUUUCGGUCUUCUUCGACUUCUCUAAGGCCUUUGAUUGCGUUUCACAUCGAAUUCUGAUAGAUAAACUGAAAUCAUUACAUUUACCAAACUCGGUGCUGCGCUGGAUUAGCUCCUACUUGGAUGGUAGAAGUCAGGCCGUGAGAGAGCCAAAUGAGAGGGCGACGUCAUCUUUCAUUGAUGUGCAUGUGGGAGUGCCGCAGGGUUCGGUCCUUGGGACUCUGCUUUUCUUGUUGUUCUUGUCUGAUUUCGGGGGAAUUCUGCGCUAUUGCAAGUACGGUUUCUACGCAGACGAUCUAAUGAUCUAUCUCCAUUGCGAUCCUAAAGAGCUAGCCGACGCCGUGCGAAGGAUUAAUGAGGAUAUUAAGCGGAUUACCGAUUGGGCUGCAAGCAACAAGCUACGACUGAACGCAAGCAAGACUAAGGCAAUGUUGAUGGGUACGGCUAGAUACAUUAACGCCAUCCCUAUUGAUACAGCACCUCGUAUCCUGGUUCUGGAUGAUGUCAUUGCGUAUUCGAAGUCGGUGACAUACCUAGGAUUGACCAUCUCCAAUAAUCUUUCGUGGGACAGGCAAGUGAACGCGGUGGUCGGAAGGGUUAACUCGGUUGUCUAUGAGCUCAAGCUUUGCAAGGAUUGCUGUCGCAUUGCGUAAGAGGACGUCU